Misgurnus anguillicaudatus (oriental weatherfish) is the source of this 1602-nucleotide messenger RNA. NCBI's taxonomy places the organism in Eukaryota, Metazoa, Chordata, Actinopteri, Cypriniformes, Cobitidae. The record is from RefSeq and is a predicted model, not a curated record.
AAACGUCCAGCAACCACAAAACAUCUAACAACCACAAAACAUCCAGCAACCACAAAGCGUCCAGCAACCACAAAACGUCCAGCAACCACAAAACGUCCAGCAACCACAAAACGUCCAGCAACCACAAAGCGUCCAGCAACCACAAAACGUCCAGCAACCACAACAACUCCAGUUCAAACCCGGCCUCCACCAACAGUAACUAUAAAUGUUGUGAUAUUAUUUGAAUUUGUUACACAACUCGAAGACCAGCAAAGUGAAGAAUUUCAGAAAAUGGCCAAACGUAUUAUCACGUGGUGUGAGCCAGUUUACAGAAGCAAGUAUGGAUCACUUUUUGUCAGAAUCAUUGUGGUUUCAUUCAGAGGUGUUGUCAGAACCCGAAUGGCACAAAAUGUGGAAGCGGAGAUUCAGGUCGUGUUCAAUGAAACUUCUCCUCAAACUAUCCCAAGCGACACUGAGGUUGCAGAAGACCUAAAGGCAGCAGCAGCAAAUGCAACCUUCCAACAGAACCUCCCCAUUUAUCUUAACUCCAUUACUGUGACUAAACAAAUGCAAAGAAUCCCUGUGACCUUCUUGACCAAUGGCACGUAUGUGCCGGCCCUUUUAGAUUCAGCAUCCAAUGAUUUUCUAAUCAGGUCAUCAAUGAUUAAACUAUGGCUUGAACCUUUCUUCAUCACAGAUUAUAAAGCAUCAUUCAGUGUUUUAUAUUUAACCAACUACAGUUCUUAUUCCAAAAACACUGGUCUAAAAGUGAACAUCCCCACAAUCAAAAAUGGAAUGGAUCUUACUUUUCCAGCAAACACAAUUUUACCCAAUGACACACAGAUAGUGAACACUAUGCUCCGAGCCGCCUACAACGAGACAUUACCUUUUAAAAUCUUCACUUAUGAAAUUGUGGUCAAUGGCACAGCGUUCUCCUCAGGUGAAGCGAGCAGUCGGACCAGCAUGUUGACGGCUUCGCUCCUGGUCGUUUUGUCACUUCUGGUCACGCGCUUCGAUUGAUCUUCUACUACAUGUACAUAAAAACGCUGUGCCUCCCCAGGAUAUUUGUAACUCUCUAAUGCAACACCAAAGCCCCAGCUCAUAUAUACGGCAAACUGUGAAAGUAACCAAUGUCAAUAACAUCUGAGAUAAAACUCCUCCUGAGAUUCACCCGAACAACUGUACUCUCAGGCUGUUGUGUCAUAAAUAUCCAUCUUUACAACACACUACACUAACACAAAAUGAAUUCUCAGUAAGCACUUACUCCUCUUGUAUGGUAGUUAGUUAAUAAGUUAUGUAUGUGUUGUUAGAUUUCUCCUUGUAAUCGUGUAAUGGAGGUCUAGAACUGAUCCUUUCCAUGUUUAUGGACCCCUGAGGCCCAGGGAAAUCCAAUGAACCCAUGGAUUUUACUUUCUGUUCAUCUUUUUUGAGGGCAAUCCUAAUGAAGGUCCUGGACUUUCUUUUAUUUGUAUACAUGUAUGCGUCUGUCUUUGGUGUGCUGUUUAAAUCCACAUUAAGUCAUUGUGUUGAAUUUAGACAAAUACAAGUAUCUCAAAGUCUCAAAUUAAAUAUCUCUCUUGUGUUAAUUUAAUCAUAAAAAUUGUAUUUAUCCAAAUAUAUUCU